AUGUCCUCCACUCAGCAACAACCUGUACAAGUGCAGACGAUGCCGUUACAUAAACAAUACGAAGAGGCCGGCGAUUCCUACCUCACCACCAAUGUCCUGGAUCUGUUCUCCCUCAAGGGCAGGGUGAUCGCGAUCACCGGAGGAGCACAAGGCAUUGGUCUGGCGCUGGCUUUCGCAUGCGCCGAAGCGGGAGCCAAAGUUGCUGCCAUUGAUGCGAAGGCGGAACCCCACAAAGACUUCCUCAUCCUCGAGAAACAGUGUACUCAGCUGGGAAUGUACCAGUCCGACGUGGCGGAGGUUUCGUGA
This is a messenger RNA of Aspergillus ruber CBS 135680, 306 nucleotides long. RefSeq lists its product as uncharacterized. Gene Ontology annotation, molecular function: oxidoreductase activity, acting on NAD(P)H, oxygen as acceptor. Bases 1 to 306 code for a protein of 101 amino acids. NCBI's taxonomy places the organism in Eukaryota, Fungi, Ascomycota, Eurotiomycetes, Eurotiales, Aspergillaceae. The transcript is spliced from 2 exons. Gene Ontology annotation, cellular component: intracellular anatomical structure. The record is from RefSeq and is a predicted model, not a curated record.